This is a messenger RNA of Sipha flava (yellow sugarcane aphid), 1743 nucleotides long. Its product is annotated as metallophosphoesterase domain-containing protein 1. NCBI's taxonomy places the organism in Eukaryota, Metazoa, Arthropoda, Insecta, Hemiptera, Aphididae. The transcript is spliced from 5 exons. Bases 841 to 1728 code for a protein of 295 amino acids. Gene Ontology annotation, molecular function: hydrolase activity. The record is from RefSeq and is a predicted model, not a curated record.
GAUAUUUAUAUUCACUUUAUGGUAGAUGUAUUCUCAACUAUCCACGUGUGAAAAGCGUUUAGUUACUCGGUUACCCACAAUUUUUUUUUUGUAAUACAUCACUCUACUUGAACCAAUCGAGGACAUCCAAUUGUACUAAAUAUUGAUGUACAUGGAACAUUUUUUUGUUAUGUACGAGCAAUUAACUAAUUUCAUACUUGAUUUUAUGCGUUUUUAAUACAAUUUUUGUACGAUUUUAAACAACAUUGCAUUCGCAAUAGAAAUUGUAAUUUUUAAAAAUUCUUUACAGUAGGUAUUCCCAAAUUACGUAUAGUAAGAUAAACAUAUGUCGUCAUGUGAAAACAAUUCGUCCGAUAAACACUUACCGGCAAGAUAAAUAUUAAAAUGUGCAUUUUAAUAAUUCUUAUAUCGUGUUUUUCUUAAAAAAUCAUUAUAAUAUCUACUCAGUGUGUUUGUUAUCUCUAUCCGCGAGUUUAAUUAUUCACGAUCUUUUAUCUUGGUUGAAUGCAUUAAACUUGAAGUAUCAAAACAUAAGAAUAUUGUUUAUGUAAUCCUUAUUCUGUGAUCGGAUUGGCAAAACAAUAAAAUUUAUCGAAUUAUAAUAUAUUGUUAUUUUUUGCACGAGCAUGGGCAACCAUACAAGUCGUCUUGACAAAGCCCAGUCACCAUUCUACUAAAAGUAUGCAGCAGCUGCAGUGCUCACUAAUGCAUCAAUAUCCAGAUACUUAAACUACUAAACCUUCUGCUACUUGACUGAACUACUGAUAUAGUUUGAACUUCAGUGCCUGUGCUUAACUGUGACCUUCCUGCUUCAACUGUUGUAACGGAACAGAAUAUAACAUGAAUUGUUCUUUGAAAGAUAAGUCUGUGGUAGUGCACCCCUUGACUAAUGACCCAACAAUGGCUUGGAAUUGCAUUAAAAAUUCUCAGAAGGUCUUGAAAAUACAGCCUCCAUUGCCCAAGGGUCCGGUAAAUGAUAACAAAGUUAGAGUUGUGUGCAUGAGUGAUACCCAUUCAAAAACACAUCUGAUGAAGUAUGAAAUUCCUCAUGGAGACAUAUUUAUCCAUGCAGGAGAUUUCACCAGCUGCGGAGAAAUGAAAGAAAUCAAACAGUUCAAUGAGUGGCUCAGUCAGUUGCCUCACACUUACAAAAUAGUGAUUGCUGGUAAUCAUGAGCUUAGUUUUGAUCCUAAAUUCACACAUCCAAUCAUGGAAGACGGUAUAAGUACUUCUUCUCUCGGAUAUGAAUACGAUCUUAUUAGUACUGUAAUCCAGCAGAAAGACAAUAAGAAAUAUUUGACCAACUGUAUAUACUUAGAAGAUUCUAUGACAGAGUGUUUUGGACUGAAAAUUUAUGGUUCUCCGUGGCAACCAGUAUAUGGUGGAUGGGCAUUUAAUAUUCCUCGUGGUCAAGCAUGUCUAGACAAAUGGAAUAAAAUACCUGAAGGGAUUGAUAUACUUGUGACACAUAGUCCACCAUUAGGUCAUGGAGAUCACUGUUAUUCUGGUAUAAGAGCAGGAUGUGUAGAGCUUCUAUCUACUGUCCAGAAUAGAGUGGUUCCAAAAUAUCAUAUUUUUGGACAUGUACACGAAGAUUAUGGAAUCACUACAGAUGGAAAGAUAAUAUACAUUAAUGCAUCAAGUUGUAAUUUACAAUAUUUACCAGUUAAUCACCCAAUUAUUUUUGAUAUAGCGUUACCAGAAGGUUUUACCAAAACUUCAAAAUAAUAAUUUUUAUUUUAU